This is a messenger RNA of Sciurus carolinensis (gray squirrel), 4958 nucleotides long. RefSeq names its product ERCC excision repair 5, endonuclease (gene Ercc5). The record is from RefSeq and is a predicted model, not a curated record. Gene Ontology annotation, cellular component: nucleus. Lineage: Eukaryota; Metazoa; Chordata; Mammalia; Rodentia; Sciuridae. Gene Ontology annotation, molecular function: single-stranded DNA binding; DNA endonuclease activity. Gene Ontology annotation, biological process: nucleotide-excision repair. The coding region runs from base 138 to 3671 and encodes 1177 amino acids. The transcript is spliced from 15 exons.
GCUCAGUUCCCCGGGAAACGUGGCUUCCGUAUUGUUUUCCGCUCCUGAGUGGCAGCUGGUUUCUUGGGUCCCGGGCGGUUGCGUGAACCGUUGUAGACGAGCUAGAGUGAAAGGCCGAUCCGGGACGCGCCUGCGCUAUGGGUGUCCAGGGGCUCUGGAAACUGCUGGAGUGCUCGGGGCGGCAGGUCAGCCCCGAGGCACUGGAGGGGAAGGUCCUCGCCGUGGAUAUCAGCAUUUGGCUAAACCAAGCCCUUAAAGGCGUCCGGGAUCGCCACGGGAACUCGAUAGAAAAUGCCCAUCUUCUCACUUUGUUUCAUCGACUUUGCAAACUCUUAUUUUUUCGAAUUCGCCCUAUUUUUGUAUUUGAUGGUGAUGCUCCAUUGUUGAAGAAGCAGACUUUGGCAAAAAGAAGGCAGAGGAAGGAUUUGGCCUCCAGUGACUCCAGAAAAACUACAGAGAAGCUUUUGAAAACAUUUUUGAAAAGACAGGCUAUCAAAACUGCCUUCAGCCGGAAAAGGAAUGAAGCACUACCCAGUCUCACACAAGUUCAAAGAGACGAUGACAUCUAUGUUUUGCCACCUUUACAAGAGGAAGAAAAACAUAGUUCAGAAGAAGAAGAUGAAAAAGAAUGGCAAGAAAGAAUGGAUCAGAAACAAGCAUUACAGGAAGAGUUCUUCCAUAAUCCUCAUGCAAUAGAUAUUGAGUCUGAGGACUUCAGCAGCCUACCCCCGGAAAUAAAGCAUGAAAUCUUGACUGAUAUGAAAGAAUUUACCAAGCGAAGAAGAACAUUGUUUGAAGCAAUGCCAGAGGAAUCCAAUGACUUUUCACAGUACCAACUCAAAGGCUUGCUUAAAAAAAACUAUCUAAACCAGCACAUAGAAAAUGUCCAAAAGGAAAUGAAUCAGCAGCACUCAGGACAAAUCCAGAAGCAGUAUGAAGAGGAAGGGGGUUUUCUGAAGGAGGUGGAAUCGAGGAGAGUGGUCUCUGAGGACACUUCACACUACAUCUUGAUAAAAGGUGUUCAAGCUAAGAAAGUUGAAGAAGUGGAUUCGGAGUGUCUUCCUUCUUCCAGCAAAAUGCACAACAUGUCUUUUGACAUGAAGUCAUCACCUGUUGAAAACCCAAAGCCAGAGAAAGAACCCGAUGCCACCCCUCCUUCCCCAAGAACAUUGCUCGCUCUGCAAGCCGCCAUGCUAGGCAGUAGCUCGGAGGAGGAGCUGGAGAGUGGGGCUCUGAGGCAGCAUGACCAGAGGAGUGCAGCAGCAGACCAAGGCUCCGUAUCCCCACGGACCCUCUUGGCUAUUCAGAGAGCGCUUGAUGAUGACGACGACGUGAGAGUGAGUGCGGGGGACAGCAUGCAGACAGGAGGGCCAGGAGUGAGGACGCUGCUUAGAGACAGCCCCAGCAGAGAGCACGGUGAAGGGCCUAGAGCGAGAGAAGUGGGAGGAGGGCUGUUCUCCACGGGCCCUCCUCCAGCCAGCGUGAACUUCGAGGAGGAGCAUGGGGCCAGCGCUGGCCGUGGAGAGGAGCUGGCAGACUCAGCUCAUUUGUUGAGCACUGUAGUUAAUCAAGGCAGUGAGUCUGGUGUUCCAGAAGAACACAUGUCACUCACUCACACGGAGAACAGAGUCUCUCAGAUGAACACUGAGUCCACGGACAAGGCUAAGAGGGGUCCUCUUCCACACAGUGACAUGCCCAGGCUCCCCUCGGGACAGGAACUGACACAGGCACCUCCCACAAGUGCAGCUUUUGAACCCAAGAGCGAAACACAUCCUGAGGAGCUCGAGCUGUGGGCAGGUGCUAGCCCAUCCCAGAGUGGAUAUGGUUCCUCUGCUUUGUCGAGCGACGAAGAAAGAGAAGGUGGAGCAAAUCCUGCCGAGGUCACUGGCAUUGGCACUUUGCAAGAAAGGAGGGACACAGUAAGUGUCCCUUCAGAGGCAAUAGGUAACCUAGAAAAUAUUGUACCCUCAAGUGCUGCAGAGCAUGGGAAUUUCCCCAAAACCAACCAGGAAUGCGAGACAACUAAACCCGCGGGCCAGGAGCUAGUUUCAGUUCUGAAUUCCUUGGAACCAGUGGAAAUGGAGUCUGAAGAAAGUGAAUCUGAUGGAAGCUUCAUAGAAGUGCAGAGUGUGAUGAGUGAUGAGGAACUUGAAGCUUCCAAACCUCCCUCUGAACAAAGUGAAGAGGAAUCAAGAGGAACUGAGGAGGGAGAAGCCCCUGGUGGCACCCAGCGUCUUCUUCAGGAAAACCCAGAAGGCAAGGACUCUGACACUGACCCACACAAAGAAGCUGAACAGGAAGCAGAGGACUCCCCCAAUGAAUGGCAAGAUAUUAAUUUGGAGGAGCUGGAAGCCCUGGAGAGCAACCUCUUAGCGCAACAGAAUUCUCUGAAAGCUCAGAAGCAGCAGCAGGAGCGGAUCGCUGCCACUGUAACGGGACAGAUGUUCCUGGAGAGCCAGGAGCUUCUGCGCCUGUUUGGCAUUCCCUACAUCGAAGCUCCCAUGGAGGCAGAGGCGCAGUGUGCUAUUCUAGACCUCACUGACCAGACUUCUGGAACCAUCACCGAUGAUAGUGACAUCUGGCUGUUUGGAGCACGGCACGUCUAUAAGAACUUUUUCAAUAAAAACAAAUUUGUAGAAUAUUACCAGUAUGUGGACUUUCACAACCAAUUAGGAUUGGACCGGAACAAAUUAAUAAAUUUGGCCUAUUUGCUUGGAAGUGAUUACACUGAAGGAAUACCAACUGUAGGCUGUGUAACAGCCAUGGAAAUUCUCAAUGAAUUCCCUGGACAUGGCCUGGAACCUCUCCUAAAGUUCUCAGAGUGGUGGCAUGAAGCACAAAAAAAUAAGAAGAUAAGACCCAAUCCCUAUGACACCAAAGUGAAGAAAAAACUACGGAAGCUGCAACUCUCACCUGGUUUCCCUAACCCGGCGGUUGCGGAUGCUUACCUCAGGCCUGUGGUGGAUGACUCCAAGGGCUCGUUUCUGUGGGGGAAACCCGAUCUGGACAAGAUUAGAGAAUUUUGCCAGCGGUAUUUUGGCUGGAACAGGACGAAGACGGACGAAUCUCUGUUUCCAGUAUUAAAGCAACUGAGUGUCCAGCAGACACAGCUCCGAAUCGAUUCAUUCUUUAGACUGGCUCAGCAGGAGAAGCAAGAUGCUAAACGCAUUAAGAGCCAGAGACUAAACAGAGCUGUGACGUGUAUGCUGAGGAAGGAAAGGGAAGAAGCAGCCAGCGAGGUGGAAGCCGCUUCUGUUGCUAUGGAGAGAGAGAGUGAGAUGCUUGAGGAGGCAGAGGGCAAAGCCCAGAAGAGAAGCCUCGCUGAGAAAUCAGAGGCGGCCUCGAGCCUGAAGAGGGGGAGGCUGUCGGGGCCCAGAGGUGGGGACGAAUGCGGUGGGUUUUUGGGGGAGGCCUGCCUCUCGGAGUCUGGUGCCUCUUCAGGUGAGGAUGCCGAAGGUUCACCUCUGAGGAACACGCAAAGGAGAAGAGCUGCUGAGGAGCGGAGAAUCGGCGCCCGCGCAGGAGGGCAGGAGGCGGGCGUGAGCACGAGCAGCUCCAGCGAGGACGACGGGGGCAGGAGCUCGAAGGCCACCCUGGUGACAGCCAGGCCCGUGUUUGGGAAGAGGAAAGGGAGGCUGAGACGUGCCAGGGGACGGGCCAGGAACACCUGAUUCAGAAACUGCCUCUCGGUGGCUGUGUGGGACACAGCGCUCAAUGAAUUUGUGAGGACGUAAUAAAAUGUUGGCACAGUCUUUUUAUUUAGUGUGCGAUUUUGAAAAGAUUGGGUGCCAGACCUGACGGUGUGUCAGGAUGCCACGUGUGUCCUCUGCCACAUGGGCUGCUUCCUUCUACUCAGAGGCUAUCUCCUCCUGAUUGCAUUAUCUUACGCUGUCUGGUGCUUUCCCACCACACUAGAAAAAGAAAAGAACAAAGGAUCUGCACUGACCAGCACCCACUCUCAGGGGUGUCCCUCUGACUCACACGUAGGUGAGACAAGCGACACCCACACUUUUCAUUCCACACUAGUGGCAGCUCCAGCAAUGAAGAAAAUCCGUGUCCCCCACUGCUUGCCAUUUUCCCUCAAGCUCUUCUUAAAAGGAUAGCAGGGGGGAAACCUCACUGCUGGAGCGUAUUUGAAGAACAUGUUUGCUGUGAAUUUUAGCAAUUAAUUAGGAAACCUAACUGGGGUGCUUCAUGCUCCCUGUGAGCAUUAACUAUGGGAACCUCUAAGCUGUAAUGUUUGCUUUGACGCCACUUCAUUUGUCAGAAGCUGACUUCUCUGUAAAUGGAUUUGGUGGCUCGGCUUCAUCACGCUGGUGUAGGUGGGUCCACUUUAGGUAUUGACUACUGUUGACAGCUGCGUGUCCAGUGGUCAGCCUAGGUUACUUUAGGAUUGCCCCUGCAGGACCUCCAGCAAGAGCUACACCUGAUUGCUUACAAGGAUAGUACUGCCCGCUACUUUGAGUCUAGGGUACCUUCAGAGGUGCCUUCCUAAGCUCGUAAUCCUUUUGGCAUCUUUCGUAUUUCCAUCUUUCCCUGUUUCCACCAUUUGAAGUUGGAAAUCUUCACCAAAGAAGAUAAGAUACAAAUAGAUGCCUUUCAACAAAUUUGGAACGACUCCUCACAAUUUUAGGCUGAACUUCUCAAAUAAUUGGACUACAUAUAACUGUUUCUUCUCAAUUUCAAAUAUGGCUUCUGCUUCUCUCAGUCUUCUCCAGCAGCUUCCUUCUUAAGUUGAAAAUGACUUCCACACAAAUAAGCUCAAAUCAUUUCUUGAUGCUUCUUUGCACUACAAGUAUUUGAAGUAGAACAUUUUAGCUGGAAUGGGAAACUUUUUUUCAUACCAUUGGCAUAUUUCAAAGGAACUGAUGAUUGGGAGUUUUCUGCAUAUACAUGUGGGUGGAGAACAGUGCUAAAAAUUUUUAAUUUUGUUGACUUUAAUAAAUAAUUCAAAUUUG